AUGAACAGAGCAACACUAGAGAAGCGACAUUUAAACAUCACAAAAAGUUUCGCCAAGUUAGGUGGGAUUUGGCCGAAUCAAAAUAAAUUCGUAAAAGUCAUUUUGUGGGCUGUGGUUGAUAUUUCAAUGGUAUCGUCCAUGAUAGUACAGACUGCGAGGAUUAUACGUAUAGGAACGCUGGAUGUCGUGAUAGAGCAGUCAUCUCUAAUAGGGGCAGCGAUUCUAAUGAUAAUUAAACACGGUAACUAUAUAUUGAACGCGACAAAGCUUGAGAACCUUCUGAACGACAUGUCCGAAGAUUGGGCGACUAAUCGAUUGAAAGAAGAAUUCGAGAUCAUGACGACGUACGCUAAUAGAGGAAGCUUCCUGGCUAAAUUCUACUUCGCAAACGCGGGCGUAUGUGCAUUACUUUUCAUUCAAAUGCCAUGGUCGGCGCGUCUGUUUCACAUGAUAAGACAACAGAAUACGUCGCCACCAGUGACAUACUCUAUACCAGGUUACUAUUUCGUCGAGGAUGACCGUGAAUAUUACUAUUACAUUCAACUACACCUGGCCCUUUGUAUAUACGUCGUGCUCGUUGUGUUCAUCUCUUGUGACACACUUUACAUGGUCCUGGUGCAGCAUGGUUGUGGACAGCUAACCGUGGCCGGAUAUCGCUUCAAAAACGCAGUCAAGAAAAAUUCUUUUAUUGCAAAAUAUUCCGAAACGAAGGCAAAGGAAAUACAUGAAAGUGUAUGGUAUUCCAUACAAGGCCAUCAAAGGGCUAUAACGUUUCUGGAGAAAAUUGAGAGUGCACACGUUACGUAUCUUUUUUUGACUAUGGGCAUAAUAGUCGUGUGCGUUAGUAUUACGAUGGUUCAGCUCGCCAUGAUGGAAGUGUGUUUCGAUUUUUACAAGUUUAUCGGUUUUCUGCUUGUUCAGCUGUUGCAUCUGUGCUUUCUAACGAUGCAGGGACAAUUCGUUAUAAAUUCAUCCGAUGAAAUUUAUGACACAAUAUACGAAGCGUUAUGGUACAACACGCAUCCAAAAACGCAGGCGUUAUACGCAUUAGCGUUACGGCGGAGUUUAACUCCACCACGUUUAACUGCCGGCGGAUUAAUUGAGUUAAAUAUGGAAAGCUUUUCAGAAGUUCUGAAACUUUGCGCAUCAUACUACACGGUAUUGAAAACAGCAUGAACAAAGUGACAUCGAAGCUGAAAUAUUUUCUACAAGUUCCAAACUUCAUGACCAUGCGAUUUAUUCAUCAUACGUAAAACUCAUGAGUUUGCGUUCUCAAUGUCAGUAAGAUUGAUGUAAU
This is a messenger RNA of Frieseomelitta varia, 1297 nucleotides long. RefSeq lists its product as uncharacterized. Gene Ontology annotation, biological process: sensory perception of smell; detection of chemical stimulus involved in sensory perception of smell. Gene Ontology annotation, cellular component: plasma membrane. Bases 1 to 1176 code for a protein of 391 amino acids. Gene Ontology annotation, molecular function: odorant binding; olfactory receptor activity. NCBI's taxonomy places the organism in Eukaryota, Metazoa, Arthropoda, Insecta, Hymenoptera, Apidae. The record is from RefSeq and is a predicted model, not a curated record. The transcript has 9 exons.